AUCCAGUACUCCAUGAAGAACUUCACCAAGCAGGAGAAGAAGGCCGCAGAGCGGCUGAAGAAGAGGAUCAGGCACAAGUGGAACCAGUCGAACAAGUUGCUGAAGGUAAAGAAGGAGAUGAGGGAGAAGCAGAUGAGGGAGGAGAAGGUCCCACUGGCCGUAGGGCGUCCGAGGCUGCCCGUGCCGCCGCAGCCACCGCCGCCUGGCAGGUGGACCUACCCCGACCCGAACAUGAGCGACCCGUACGCGCAGGAGUUCUUCAUCGGCAGUUCGGUUGCCUCCGCCACCGAACCCGAGGGCACGAUGAACGAGCCUGGCCAGGCGUACGAGAAACAGCUCAAGAAGAAAAAUAAUAACAAGAAGGAGGUGGAGAGGGCUCGUGUUGAGCCUGAGGCUCAUGUGGAGCCGUGCGCAGGUGGCAUUUUCGAGAAGAUUGAUGGUGAGACCGAGGAGCUUCUGCCUGACGUCGCUGCCGGCGUGGAGGAGCCCGUUUCCGAGCGGCGGGAGUAUUUCGAGGAGGACUUUGAGAGCCUGGGAGAGGACCUGAAGGAGAAGCUCAAGAAUUUGGGCUAUUUCCGACAACGGUCGUCGACUGAGUCUUGA
Molecule: messenger RNA, 603 nt
Organism: Prorocentrum cordatum
Lineage: Eukaryota; Dinophyceae; Prorocentrales; Prorocentraceae
Source: the annotation of a GenBank genome assembly